Messenger RNA from Agelaius phoeniceus (red-winged blackbird), 807 nucleotides. It is a transcript of the gene PPP1R1A, whose product is annotated as protein phosphatase 1 regulatory inhibitor subunit 1A. Gene Ontology annotation, biological process: intracellular signal transduction. Gene Ontology annotation, cellular component: cytoplasm. The record is from RefSeq and is a predicted model, not a curated record. NCBI's taxonomy places the organism in Eukaryota, Metazoa, Chordata, Aves, Passeriformes, Icteridae. Gene Ontology annotation, molecular function: protein phosphatase inhibitor activity.
CCGCCGCGCCCGCGAUGGAGCCCAACAGCCCCCGCAAGAUCCAGUUCACGGUCCCGCUGCUGGAGCCGCACCUGGACCCGGAGGCGGCCGAACAGAUCCGGAGGCGCCGCCCCACCCCGGCCAACCUGGUCCUGAGCAGUGACCAAUCGUCCCCAGAGAUCGAUGAGGACCGGCUGCCCAACCCCCUGCUGAAGUCCGGCCUGGCCAUGUCCCCCCGGCAGAGGAAGAAGGUGUCCCGCAGCACCCCCACCAUGAAAGAGCUGCAGAUGAUGGUGGAGCAUCACCUGUGCAAGCAGGCGCAGGGCGGCGACGACGACGAGGAGGUGGCGGCCACCGCCCGCUGCCACCGCGGCGACCCCGACCCCGAGCACCGGCACAGCCCCGGCGGCUCCGGCCCGGCCCCGGGCGGCCACCGGACCCCCGGGGAUGGGACACCCCAGGCCGGGACACCCCAGGCGGGGACACCCCGGGCCGGGACACCCCAGGCCGGGACCCCCCGGGCCGGGACCCCCGGGGCCGUGCGGCGCAGCCGGGCUGAGGACGGGACCCAUAUAGAGCCUGGGGACAGCGCGGGCAGCGGCCACUAGGUGUGGCCGCCGCGGACGCCAGCGCAGAUUUUUUUAUUCCGUUUUCUAAGAUUUUGGGGCUGCCCAGAAUUCUUUGGGAUUUUUUUAUUUAUUUUAUUUUAUUUUAAUUUAUUUUAUUCCCACGGGCAGGUCCCCACUUGGCCAGGGCGGGGGGGGGGGGGGUCUGGUGACAACGCCAGGACUGUCCCCUCCCCCUGGGGACCUCAGGGCAGGUGACACG